CUCCAUAAAUGAGAUGGACGAGUACUUUGCCCCAAUCCACACGUAUCAGGUGUGCAACGUGAUGAGCCCCAGUCAGAACAACUGGCUGAGGACAGGCUGGAUCCCACGGGAGGGAGCCAGGAGGAUCUACAUCGAGGUCAAAUUCACGCUCCGAGACUGUAACAGCAUGCCCGGAGUCCUGGGCACCUGCAAGGAGACUUUUAACUUGUACUACUUCGAGUCAGACCGCGCCGUGGGCUCAACCAUCAGAGAAAACCAGUUCAUCAAGAUCGACACUAUCGCUGCAGACGAGAGCUUCACUGGAGUGGACCUGGGAGUGCGGAGACUCAAACUCAACAAAGAGGUGCGCGGCGUGGGCCCUCUGUCGCGGCGGGGCUUCUACUUGGCGUUCCAGGACAUCGGCGCGUGCAUCGCCCUGACCUCGGUGCGCGUCUACUACAAACGCUGCGUGGGAGUGAGCCGGAACCUGGCCGUGUUCACGGACGUGGUGACGGGCGCAGACUCGUCCUCUCUGGUGGAGGUCCGGGGACAGUGUCUGGACCACGCGGAGGAGAGGGACACGCCCAAAAUGUACUGCAGCGCCGAGGGGGAGUGGCUAGUGCCCAUCGGACGCUGCGUGUGCUCGGCCGGGUUUGAGGAGCACCGCGACUCCUGCGUGGGUGAGUCUGAACCGUGUGAGGUGGGCUUCUACAAACCUGUGGCGGGGGACGGUCUGUGUGGGAAGUGUCCUCAGCACAGUCACUCGGAGACGAGAGCGGCCGUGUCCUGUCCCUGCGACUCCAACUACUACAGGGCGACGGACGACCCCCCCGCGGCCCCCUGCUCACGUCCUCCAUCUGCACCAGUAAACCCAAUCUCCUCCGUCAACGGCACCUCCGUCAACCUGGAGUGGGACCGCCCUCUGGACACCGGGGGGCGCUCCGACCUGCAGUACAGCGUGCAGUGUCUGAGGUGCUCCGGGGACGGCCCCUGCGAGGACUGCGCGUCGUCUCCGGGCUUCAUCCCUCGGCAGGCGGGACUCACGGAGCCCUGGGUCACCGUGCUCAACCUGGCCGCUCACAGCAACUACUCGUUCCGCAUCGUGGCCUCCAACGCAGUGAGCCGACUGAGCAACGAGCCGCUGCAGUUCUCUGUGGUCAACAUCACCACGAAUCAGGCAGCUCCGUCUGAGGUGAUGGCGGUGCGUCAGGAGAACACGAGUCAGAACAGUGUGAUUCUAAUGUGGCACGAGCCCGACCAGCCCAACGGAGUCAUCCUCGAGUACGACAUCAAGUAUUAUGAGAAGGAUCAUGAGGAUCAGACUUAUUCCACUCUCAAGUCCAAAAACACCAGUGCUCUGGUGUCAGGGCUCAAACCGGGCACUAAGUACAUCUUCCAGGUGAGAGCCCGCACCUCAGCCGGCUGUGGGCGCUUCAGCCAGAACGUGGAAAUCCAGACUGGGAAAGCAGUCCCCCUGCGCUACAACACCAUGACCAUCCUGUGGAUCUGCAUGGCCCUGGUGUCCGGCCUGGUCGCCUUCAUGGCCAUCAUCAUCUGCAGGAAACGGCAAGGCUACACUUUACCACACUACCCAUCGCUGCUACAUUGUGGCUACAGCAAAGCAUUCCAGGACUCGGAUGAGGAGAAGAUGCAUUACCAGAACGGUCACGUGUCAUUCCCCGAUGCAAGGUUCUAUAUCGACCCACACACCUACGAGGACCCCUGCCAGGCGGUGCAUGAGUUCGCCCGAGAAAUUGAAGCCUCCCGGAUCAAAAUUGAAAAAAUCAUUGGCUCAGGGGAGUUCGGAGAGGUGUGUUACGGCCGCAUGAGGCUGCCGGGGAAACGAGACAUUCCCGUGGCCCUGAAGACGCUGAAGGCGGGAUACACCGAGAAGCAGAAGCGGGAUUUCCUGGCCGAAGCGUCUAUCAUGGCACAGUUUGACCAUCCCAACGUCAUCCGCUUGGAAGGGGUGGUCACGCAGAGUAAACCCGUAAUGAUCAUCACAGAGUACAUGGAGAACGGCUCGCUGGACUCUUUCCUCAGGCGACAUGACGGACAGUUCACGGUGAUCCAGUUGGUGGGCCUCCUGCGGGGCAUCGCGGCGGGCAUGACCUACCUCUCCGACCUGGGCUACAUCCACAGAGACUUGGCGGCGCGGAACAUCCUGGUCAACAGCAACCUGGUGUGUAAAGUGUCCGACUUCGGCCUUUCCCGGGUGCUGGAGGACGACCCCGACGCGGCCUAUACCACCAGUGGAGGAAAAAUCCCAAUCCGCUGGACCGCCCCAGAGGCCAUAACGUACAGGAAGUUCUCGUCUUCUAGCGACGUGUGGAGCUACGGCGUGGUCAUGUGGGAGGUGAUGUCAUACGGAGAGCGGCCAUAUUGGAACCUCACCAACAGAGAUGUGAUCAAAUCCGUGGAGGAGGGCUACAGGCUGCCCGCUCCCAUGGGCUGCCCCGCCGCUCUGCACACGCUCAUGCUGGACUGCUGGCAGAAGGAUCGCAACGAGAGGCCGCGCUUCUGCCAGAUAGUCACCGUUCUCGACAAGCUAAUCCGCAACCCGGAGAACCUCAAGUCCAUGGACACUCUCUGCAGCCGCAGUCUAAACAGCCCUCCUCUGAUGGAGAGGGCGGCCGCUGACUUCAGUAGCUGUAACUCUGUAGAUGAUUGGUUGGACACGAUAAAGAUGGGCCGCUACAAAGAGCACUUUGCAGCGGGAGGGUAUCACACUUUAGGACAUGUCGUGAGCAUGAACCAAGGGGACAUCCAGCGUCUGGGUGUGACUCUGAUGGGACACCAGAAGAAGAUCAUGAGCAGUGUGCAGCUGAUGAGAGCUCAGGUCCUCAACAAGAGCGUCCCCUCUGUGCACGUAUAACUGCAGAGCACAGCAGACCCACACCUGGGGACUGACGACACUCAAAGAUACUCAAAGAUACUCAAAGAUACUCAAAGAUACUCCAAUACUCCAAACAGAGGCUCCAACCGACGGGAAAAGAACCAGUCAAGACUUUUAAGAGUUCACCUGUUUCAACGACAGAGAGAGAAGACGUCUUAUGGACAACAUUCUUUAUUAUUUCCUUUUUGGUGCAUCAUGUCUUUUUUUUAAAACAGGAGGGACUGCCUUAAAACCACAAAGAUGUUCUGUUUAUUGUACGAGAGAAUACACUACGAUGCAGAGUACGUACAGCUACGGGGCGCAGAGGUGUGAACGCGGGACAGUUUAUUCGAGCUGGUGAAGGAUAUUGUAAAAAAAAAAGCGAAAAGGGGAGAGCGAGAUCGGGCUCACACAAGUCGUCGGCGGAGGAGGAGACCUUGUUCACCCCGGGCUAUUAAUAUCAACAACAGGCGCACCUCUGCAGCGUCCGCAUGUGAUGGACGACCCCGGCGGAGCCCAGGAGCCCUCUGCCCCGAGUUUUGAACGCACAACCGCUACACGGACUCAAUGAACGGUGCACUUUAUUCUAUAGUAAGCUCCUGUCUGUCUGCAGAGCGAAGGGAAGUGUGUCUCCAGUGUCUUUGGCUUAUAUUUACUCCUCCAGCUCCAGCUCAAACAGAUGAAAUUGUACUUUAAUGUGUAUUUAGGAACUAUAUGAUAAGGACACGGUGCUCGUUUGAGGUAAAAAUAUAUAACAAAAGGUAAUGUCAAAGGAAUAAUCAGCAAAAUGUCAUGUUUAAAGUUGGUUUUUAAAAGGGACUGCGACAAAUAGGGACGAUAAUGUUUCCGUAUACAGUACAUAUCUUUAAAAACAUACACAGACUAUCAUCUCUGAACAGAUUUUUUGUGUAAUAUCUGGAAAACGAGUGCAGCUACAUUUGAGUAACUUUGUUAACUAUUUUUGCUGUUUGUCCUUUGAAAAAAAAGCUUUAUAGUUCUCAAGAUGGCACCUAGUUUUCUCUUGCAAUUCAAUUUAAUGUUCUUCUUGACCGAUCUGUGCAAUUAUUUGUUUUUAUUUACCUUUCCCUGACACUGCUGACUGACAAAGCUAAAGCCACAGGUGGAAAAAGCAGCUAAACGACUCGAUUCAAAAGCACAAGUGAAGACACGUAUGUAGAAUAAUGACAAAAAAAACUAAAACCUAUUUUUUUCUCCAAACGAUGAUGAAUAAUAUUUUAAAGUCUUACCAUUGUUUCAUUUCCAGAGACUAUAUGCAAUAUGCACUGUGUCUAAACAGGGUAUAUUAUUGCCAAAUGUUGUUUUUUUUUUAAAUAUUCUAGCUAAAGCAGAGCCUUGUCAUUCAUCUAGAACUAUUUUUGAUGCCUGUUACAUGAUUUUCACUAAAGGAGCUUCACCGAAAACCGACCGCACUCCAGAAAAGCGAUGAUUCAUAAACAGAGUCUGCACAUUUCUGUAGUAUUUGGUGCCAAUAACCUACACAAACUGCACAAUCUGCUGUUCUUUACAAAGUCGUGUGAUUCACUGAUGGGCUCAUUGAUGAAAUUUUAGAGUGAAUGUUUAUCUAACACGUAAAUCUACAGCUACGUCCACACCGAUGCAUCAGAUUAGUGUUUUUGUUCUUGGGCAGUGGACCACCUUCAUAAAAUCUGCUCUUUUCCCCAUGUUUUUUUUUUUAUGUGGAGGCAUGUAUUAGUGUGGACAGAAACUGGAAACUUUUUAUAUCGUCCAGAGAAUGUCUUCUGCACUGCACUCGUCUGAAUGACUGUAUUCAAAGAAGAACCUUUUUCUUCUGGACAAUGUAAAAUAGACGAUUCACAAUGGAUUCUUCAAGAUGCUUUUAAAGACACUGGACUUUAACGAAAAAGAUCAUUUUUAUAAACUUAGGGUGUGUUUUUGCUAGAUGAUUUAUAAUGUACACAGCAAAUUCAGUCACUGCAGAAGAAGGAAAAGAAUUCACAUUUUAUUUAUUUAUGCCCAUUUGUUUUUCAGACGCAACUCUGGAAGCUUUUCUUACAGUUGAUGAAUUGUCCAUGUUGCUGAUGAUCAUACAUGUGC
Molecule: messenger RNA, 4930 nt
Organism: Periophthalmus magnuspinnatus
Lineage: Eukaryota; Metazoa; Chordata; Actinopteri; Gobiiformes; Gobiidae
Gene: epha8
Product: eph receptor A8
Exons: 19
Coding region: 14-2854 (946 amino acids)
Biological process (GO): protein phosphorylation; axon guidance; cell surface receptor protein tyrosine kinase signaling pathway
Cellular component (GO): neuron projection; plasma membrane
Molecular function (GO): protein binding; transmembrane-ephrin receptor activity; ATP binding
Source: RefSeq, a predicted model, not a curated record